AUGGUGGAAUUAUCAUUAAAACGUCCACUACUGUUACAAACAAUUGAUGUUAAACCACCACGAGGUAUUCUUUUAUAUGGACCACCUGCCAUAGGUAAAACUUUAAUUGCACGUGCCGUGGCUAAUGAAACUGGUGCAUUUUUCUUUUUAAUCCAUGGACCGGAAAUUAUGUCUAAAUUACCUGGUGAUUCUGAAUUUAAUUUACGUAAAGCAUUUGAAGAAACUAAAAACAAUGCUCCAGCUAUUAUUUUCAUCGAUGAACUUGAUGUAAUUGCACCAAAGCGUGAAAAAAGUCAUGGUGAAAUUGAACAUCCUGUUGUUUUACAAUUAUUAACAUUAAUGGAUGAUCUUCAACAAUGUUCACAUGUGAUUGUUAUGGCGGCAACAAAUCGACCAAAUUCAGUUACUCCAGCACUUCGUCGUUUUCAUCAUGAAGUUGGUAUUAGAAUACCAGAUGCUAUUGGUCGUUUAGAAAUUCUUCAUAUACAUACAAAAAAUAUGAAAUUAGCUGAUGAUGUCGAUUUAAUACAAAUAGGCAAUGAAACUCAUCGUUAUGUUGGAGCUGAUUUGGCAUCAUUAUGCUCAGAAGCUGCAUUACAACAAAUUCGUGAAAAAAUGGAUGUCAUGGAUUUACAAAACAAUACAAUCAAUGUUGAAGUACUCAAUACAUUAGUGGUUACAAAAGUGAAUUUUCGAUUUGCACUUAAUCAAUCAAAACCAUCAGCUUUACGUGAAAUAGUUGUUGAAAAACCAAGAACAACAUGGGAAGAUAUUCAUGGUUUAGAAAAUGUUAAAAGUGAAUUACAAGAACUUAUUGAAUAUGAUGUUGUAUAUCCGUACAGAUUUCUCAAAUUUGAUCAGACGUCAUCAAGUGAUGUUUUCUUGUAUGGAUCACUGGGUUGUGGUAAAACAUUAUUAGCAAAAGCUAUGGCCAAUGAAUGUAAUGCUAAUUUUAUUUUGGUUAAAGUUCCAGAAUUAUUAACUAUGUGGUUUGAAGAAUCAGAAGCUAAUGUACGUGAUGUAUUCGAUAAAGCUCGUCAAGCAGCAUCAUGUGUAGUAUUUUUUGAUGGAUUAGAUUCUAUUGCUAAAUCUCGUGGUGGUAGUGCCGAUGAUGGCGGUGAUGCAGCUGAUCGUGUUUAUAAACAAAUUUUAACUGAAAUGAAUGGUAUCCGUGCAAAAAACAAUGUUUUUAUUAUUGGUGCUACCAAUAGACGAAUUAUGAUUGAUUCAGCUAUACUUCAACCAGGUCGUCUUCAUCGUUUGAUUUAUAUUCCAUUAUCUGAUGAUAAAUCUCGUAUGGCUAUACUUAAAGCUGUUUUAACAGAAUUACGAGGAGCAAAAGAUGGUGUUUUCAGUCUAUUAGCAAAUGAAACAAAAGACUUUAGUGGUGCAGUUUUAACAAAAAUGUGCCAACGUGUAUAUAAAUUAGCUAUAACAGAAUCAAUUAAAGAAAAAAAAACGCAUUGGACAAACAACAAUGAAUUUUGA
This is a messenger RNA of Rotaria sp. Silwood1, 1488 nucleotides long. NCBI's taxonomy places the organism in Eukaryota, Metazoa, Rotifera, Eurotatoria, Philodinida, Philodinidae. The record is from the annotation of a GenBank genome assembly.